Megachile rotundata (alfalfa leafcutting bee) is the source of this 2195-nucleotide messenger RNA. Its product is annotated as calcium release-activated calcium channel protein 1. Gene Ontology annotation, biological process: store-operated calcium entry. The record is from RefSeq and is a predicted model, not a curated record. Lineage: Eukaryota; Metazoa; Arthropoda; Insecta; Hymenoptera; Megachilidae. Gene Ontology annotation, molecular function: store-operated calcium channel activity. Gene Ontology annotation, cellular component: membrane.
UUUCGGGAUGGUGAAUUCGUCUUGAUGUGACCCGUCGAUAUGCCCCCCGGAAACAUGGAAGGCCGCCGCCGAGCUGAAAACGGAAACUCGUUGGUCAGAGCCGCGCAAGAAUCGAGCCUGAUGUCCGUAUGGUCAACAAGCACUGGACGCAAUUCAGUGUUUGGCGCGGAGGGUGGAGCGGUACUCCCCUCCUCGCAUUUGCCGAUCCACGUACACGUGGCGCGCACACAUCUGCGCAACGCUGACGGCCACUGCUUCCACAAGCGGUUCCACGACUGUCAGCACCCGUUGGUUUUUGUCCUACACGGGACUUUUGGCAAGUUCUCCCAUUGGCACCAACGUUGCCAUCUACUUUCGUCAAAAAUGUCGCAGUCGGGAGAUGGCCUUCACACGCCGGGUUAUCUCUCUUGGAGAAAACUACAGCUCAGCCGAGCGAAGCUUAAAGCGUCGAGCAAGACGUCUGCUCUACUUUCCGGUUUUGCUAUGGUUGCUAUGGUGGAAGUACAACUGAACUCUGACACUAAAGUUCCUCCAGAGAUGCUGAUCGCCUUCGCCGUGUGCACAACGCUGCUGGUCGCAGUCCACAUGUUGGCCCUAAUGAUAUCAACGUGUAUUCUACCAAACAUAGAAGCUGUGUGUAAUCUGCACAGCAUAAGUCUGGUACACGAAUCACCGCACGAACGUUUGCAUUGGUACAUCGAAGUGGCGUGGGCGUUUUCCACUUUACUAGGACUGCUGUUGUUUUUAUUGGAAAUCGCUAUACUCUGUUGGGUGAAAUUUUACGACUUCUCGCAAGUGGCAGCCUGGUCGGCGUGCAUCGUUUUGAUACCGGUGCUAAUAAUCUUCCUCGCGUUCGCUAUACACUUUUAUCGGAGCCUGGUCGCUCAUAAAUAUGAAGUCACCGUGUCCGGAAUAAGGGAACUGGAGUUACUUAAAGAACAGAUCGAAUCGACCGACGUCGAGGGUAGGAACGGUGUGAAUCUGUUACAGACCGCCGGUGUGACGCACGUGGUAUGAACGCGCUGAAGCGUUAAAAGAUCUAAGUUAUUUUUUAAAUGUGAUAAUCUUUAUAUUUCGGAAGAGAGUGGUGAAUCUGGGGUGACUCGACUGCACAAUUGAUUGUUGUUAUAAACGUUCAAGCAGCCGAAAGAAAAGGUCAAGGAGAUACGAUUAUUAGAACCAGAAGUGAAUCUUUCGUGUGCAGAUUUGAAUCAUGAUCAUUUAAUGUGGGAGAAAAGAUUUCGUUUAUUUUGUUCCUUGCAAUACUUCAGUUUGCGUGUAUAUAUCGAUGAAACGAAACAUCUGUACCUUCCAUAAAACGACGCAGUCCGUUACUUCUCGUGUUUAGAUAUAUUGCAGUAAAUUCUGUGGUUACCGACAAGUAAUAUUCAACGAAAAGUCUGCGUAGUAACGUGAAACAUUCCCUUUCUCGCGUAGCGACUUAACAUGUAAAACAUAACGAUACACAAUAGGAUUUACUGGUUGAUAAGGAUAUGCAGGUACCUGAGAUUACGAAUGCGGGUCAGGUCUGUUAAAAUUCGAAUGAUAAUGGACGAGAACUUGAACAUUUUUUUCUGCAUACGAAUUCCCAACAUUCAAGUCUCGAAAAUUCAUGGUGUUUUAGAACCAAUAAAUCGUUAAGAUUUAGUAAAUUAAUAUGAUUAAUUUCAAACACUCGAAUCUCAGGGUCUCGUAUGCGAAAAAAAUAUUUUCGGAUUCUCAUAAAAUCCUGUCCGAAUUUUUCCAAAUAUCCACCUGAGCCUGUAAUCUCGGGUUACAGCACAUCCGUAUUGUUUGAUGUAAUUAACUAUAGCUCAAACAGCGACAGCUAUGGAUAGAUGUUUAUAUUUGUCUCGAAUAAGCGUGACUAGACCGCGCAGAAUGUACUUAUUAACUGAUUUGAAAACGUGCCUUGUUUUAUGCACCGUUAUUCGCGAAUCUUCCAAUUUUAUUUGUUUGUCUCUUCAUUUAUCUCGCGUAACAUGUCCUAUGCUCAAGUAAUUUGUCAGUUUUUUAUACUAUAAAUUAUAUUGCCUUCUCUUGCGUUCAUACUUGGUCGUCGAGUUACUGCCGGUAUUGAAUAAAUGAAAAUUGUACAUAAUUUCUAUUAAACGCGAACGUACAUACAUGCUUUAAUAGGUAUAAAUAUAUACAAAAUUAAGGCGCUUUUGCCGAAAUAAAAUAUACAAUAACGA